Gongylonema pulchrum is the source of this 1230-nucleotide messenger RNA. The record is from the annotation of a GenBank genome assembly. NCBI's taxonomy places the organism in Eukaryota, Metazoa, Nematoda, Chromadorea, Rhabditida, Gongylonematidae.
AUGUGCUCAAGCAGUGAGCUAAAAUAUGUCGAAUAUGGUUAUCGAAGGCACUUCGCGAAGCAGCGAUCCUAUGGACGCGAGCACUGCAGGAACUUCAAAUGUAGGAAACGCGGUAGCUGCAACGACAACAGCGAACGAUUCCAUAACUGUGGAGGCACAACAGCCUACCCGGGUCUUUCGGCUAAUGCCCACUGUGUGUCCGAUGUAGUCUUCGAACACUGUUCGAGUGCCCAUUCACUUUUUCAACCGGCGGACAAUGCGAAUCAGUGCAUGAUGCCCACUCCACCAACACGUGUCUUCCGUUGGUUGUCAGCAAGCCGAACGACAUUGUUGGAUUUCACUUACUUCGUCAUGCUGGUUGAUGCAUGUCAAUCGGGUCAAGGUAUGACUAUGGCAGCUGAUGUGAAGCCAAGUACAAGUAACGCUGCAAACACCUUACAAAGUGCCAUCGAUCGACGACCACUUUCCAGCAAAGGUCAGCCUGUUUUGAUUAGCGCUGAAACUGGUGAAGCUGUUGAUGAUGUUGCCGUGGAGUCAAGCUAUUCACUGGAAAACAGUAGCCUAGACAGGACUUGUACACUUCACACAGUGGGCAGCGCUAUAAAAGGGACGACAGUUGGAACGAUGCCUGCUGACUCUUCCAAUUUUGCCGUCGACUUACAUCGUCUUGAAACAGUGAUGGAUGGAUGCGAUAUGUGUGGUACACAAAAUGUUAUUAAUAAUUCUCAGCAGCACUAUGAUUCGACGGCACUUUAUGCCGACCGAAAAGCACCAGUGGAUGCCUCGGAGACAUCGUCGAUUUCUUCCGGGACUGAAGGACUGGUAAUAGACACCAGGUCGAACAGUCCAACGGGUCCAGAUGUGAACCAGGACACCUCCAAUUUGCUAGCAGUUUCUGAUGGCAAAAAGUCACCUCAACGUUCUUCUAAUUGCUGCCCUGCACUGGGAAUUUAUCGUGAGAACUUGAACGAACUUGUUGCCGUAAAUCCGAUCACAGCAAGCAACGAUCGCACAUUAGAGAGGAAAAACAAGCACCACCAUCAUCAUCGUCAUCAGGCAACAUCGUCGGAUUCUGUGAAAAGCACCAAAUUGACCGAACAUUCGCAUAACCCAGAAAAUGGUUCAAAUCUUUCCGAUAUAAAUGCUUUGCUUGCCUCCGGCAAUGCUGCUCUUUUAAGCGCCGCUGUGAACAGUUUCCUGUUGGCCAGUGCAGGUAAUUCAGUGCUUUAA